AUGACGGAGGCCUUUUGGAAGCCUGUUCUAGGGCACCUGCGGUCGCUAAAGGAACCGAGCUCAGGCUGCCACGGUAACAAGCUGGUAGUCAUGGGGGACGUGCAUGUGCCACCCGCCGUCAAGGACGUUCUCGAGAAGGGCCAAAAGUUUUGUGUCCAACCAAGGGUGCAGGCGCCAGACGCUGUCUCCUGGGUAAGAUUGUUGGCUAGACGGGUAGAGGAAGGCCAAUGUGACCGUUGCGUCCAGGAAGGUGUGGAUUUGCUCGAUAGGACCUCUGUACGGGAGGGUGUUAAGGUUGGUGUUGCGCCGGUUAUGGAUUUUUUCAAGAAUGCCAAUGUAGCCCUACUUCCAUCUGAUAAGGAGGGAGGAUUUGCGGUGAUGCCCAGGACGGCCUAUGAGGAAAGGAAGGCACGAGCGAUAGAUAAGAACUUUGUGGGUGUGAAGAGCACUGCUGUAAGAGAUGCGCGGAAAAGGAUGGUGGUUUUGUGUGAGGAACAAGAACUCAAGGUACUUUCAAACAGUAUGAAGAAGAGAACCCAGGUGGCUCUUGAAAUCUUUUUCUCCGCUAAGACACACAAGCCGGAGUGCCCCCUGCGUGCUAUUGUGUCGGAGAGAGGUACAUGGCAAGGUGUUGUUUCCCGAUUCCUGCAGCAGCAUCUCUCCUGCAUGGACCUUCCUGAUCCUUUUAUGGUGCGUAGUUCAGCGGAGGUGAUCGAUGUGGUUAAAGGCAUGGAGAAUGUGGGGGUCCGACUGAUGUCUAUUGACAUUGAAGAUUUGUACUACUCCAUACCGCACGAGCCGCUCUUCAGGGCUACUAGAGAUCGCAUUGAAGCAUACGGGAGGGUGAAAUUCCAGAACAGCUGCGGAACCACAGUUGAAGGCUUCUUGGAGUUGAUAAGGUGCUACCUGUCCUCGACCAUAGUGACUGACGGUUCGGACUCCUAUGUCCAGAGAAAGGGCAUUUGUAUCGGGUCGUCGGUGGCACCUGUGUUGAGUGACAAUUUUCUUACUGACCUUGAUGUACAAUUGUCCACAGUGUUGCCUAGCAUGGGGGUUAGGUCUGCUUUGCGGUAUGUGGACGACUAUUUGGUAGUGCUGUCGCUAGAGGCUUCUGAGGGGGUAGAUGUUGAUUUAGAUUUUGCUCGGCGCAUUAUGGAUGCUUUCCACCGUGGGGGUUCUGGCCUUAGGUUUACAUGCGAGGUAGCCGUCGAGGGGGUACUGAGAUUUUUAGAUCUUAGUUUGAGUGCCCAGAGAGAGCUUCUGUGUUGGUGCUACGCCCCGAGGUCUAGGAAGGCACUUCUACCCUAUGACUCGGCACACAGUAAGAUUGUGAAGCGUGGCAUUGUGAAGUCCUGCCUGGGGGCAGCUUUGCAGAAGUCGUGUUGUCAUAAGGUUGUAGAGGCGUACAAUCGCCAGUGUGAGCGGAUCCGGGAGGCUGGGUAUCCCCAGUGUGUUCUUAGAAGUGUCUGUGUGACUCUGUUGAGGGAGUGGAAGGGAAGUCCAGGAGAGAUGCAGGAUGAGGAGGGGCGGCGAGGGAGGUACAUGGUUAUGUCGUACAUUCAUGUGGUCUCCCAUAACCUGAAGAAGCUUGGUGACCGGUACGGUGUUCGAGUGCUUUUUUCCGCACCGUUUAAGCUCAAGAGCUUGUCGGCCAAAGUGAAUGGCCAAGAAAGGAGGCCUAGUAGGAGUAGUCUAUCGGAUCCCUCUCUCAUGCGGCAGAGUCUAUAUAGGGCAAUCUGGAAGGUGUGCCAAUGUCAGGUUGAUGGAGCACGCGGCAUCACUGAGUGGCACUCCGCGAGGACACCUCGCUGUACAUUGUAA
Ornithodoros turicata is the source of this 1821-nucleotide messenger RNA. RefSeq lists its product as uncharacterized. The record is from RefSeq and is a predicted model, not a curated record. Bases 1 to 1821 code for a protein of 606 amino acids. NCBI's taxonomy places the organism in Eukaryota, Metazoa, Arthropoda, Arachnida, Ixodida, Argasidae. The transcript has 2 exons.